ACAAAAUGGCGUUGGAUUAGGUUGUGCGUUGUUGUUACUUUUUGUUUUUCAAAAAUUUUAAAGCUGUUGACUUAAAGCUGAGGUUAAAAUGGGUCGUUCGCCCAGCCCGCGGCGGCGCGACGAAAGGCGAAGAGACCGAGACAGAGACAGGGACCGGGAUAGGGACCGCGAGAGGCGGAGGCCUCGCACCCGGUCCCGCUCGCGGUCCCUAGACCGGCGGCGGCGCUCGCCCGACCGCCGCCGGAGCCCCUCGCCGCGCCGCCGCCGCUCCAGGUCGCCCUCACCAGGACCCUCCACAUCCUUCGUGAAGCCGAAGAAGACCUUCGGCGAGCGUCCGAUCGUCACUCCCGCCGACCUUGAAGGCAAAACUCCUGAGGAACAGGAGAUGUUGAAGGUAAUGGGUUUUUGUGGUUUUGACACGACGAAAGGCAAAAAGGUGGAUGAUAAUAUUGAGGGGGAUGUCCAUGUGGUGCUAAAGCGCAAGUACAGACAGUACAUGAACAGGAAGGGCGGGUUCAACAGGCCUUUAGACUUCGUAGCAUGAUCCUCAGUCAACGCACAGCGAUCUUCCUCCAUUGGUUACACCAUGUUGGUCUGUUUAGUUGUAAGUCUGAUAUGUGAUAUUUUUGAUAGUUAGGUUUUAUAUGAACAGAUUAUUUACCUUGUUAUUGACUGCUUUACACUAUAUUUGCCCUAUCAGGGUCUAAGCAUUCUAAAGCGAGCCCUUUUGGUGAGCUAGAAAACAGAUAAGAUAUUAUGUCUCAUCUGACUAUAAAGCCUACUCGGCUGGAUGCUAACGAUAAGCAGUCUGGAGUCAAUUCUCAACAUAACUACAUACAUAAUUUCAUUUUAAUACCUGCAUAACAUUGAUAAAUCAUCUUCCAUAAGUACAUAAAAUUUCUCAUCAAAAGAACCACAUCAAACUAUAAAAAACGAGUCUAGACUUCCUUUAGAACACAAUUUUGAUCCCCAAAAAGUAUAUUCCCAUGAAUUUCAAGUUUAUUGUAAAAAUUUCGUCGUUAUUCUCAAAGGAAAUAACAAAAUACGCCUUCCUGUACCAGAGGGGGUCAAAAAUGAACAAAGAGGUUAUCCUACAGCUGUCUCUUUGUUAUAAACUCUCUCCCAUGGUGUCCUGGCAUUGAAUUUAAAACCAGUUUUACUGACCUUUUCAUUUUAAUAAUACUAAAACAUAUUUUUCGUCACGGGGUCAGUUUUAUCUCAAAAUCGUUCCCAUGGAUGAAUCUCACAAGAUGUUACAGUUAAUACAAGAAUUAAUUUAUUCAGGUAUAGGUUUGUAGAUUUUUAAAGUUUUUAAAACCGCAGAAUUCCCAUGUGUGGGUCAUUAUGCGAUGCUGGCAGUAAUUGUUGUACAAUACAGCAGGAUCCCAAAACCAUAAAAAAGCAUUCAUAAUUCAAAAUACUUUUCAAACUUGUGUUUAAAAGUCUGAUAAGUAUUUUUAAUUGAAAAUGUUAACCUUUCAUACUCAUAUUUAGACAACUUACGAACAUUGCAAAUCACUAUUAUAAUAAACUAGCUGUUGCCCGGGACUUCGUUCCCGUGGGUAGAAGAAGAUGUUAGUUAUGAUUUAU
This is a messenger RNA of Trichoplusia ni (cabbage looper), 1590 nucleotides long. RefSeq names its product U4/U6.U5 small nuclear ribonucleoprotein 27 kDa protein (gene ytr). The transcript is spliced from 2 exons. The coding region runs from base 89 to 544 and encodes 151 amino acids. Gene Ontology annotation, cellular component: precatalytic spliceosome. Lineage: Eukaryota; Metazoa; Arthropoda; Insecta; Lepidoptera; Noctuidae. The record is from RefSeq and is a predicted model, not a curated record. Gene Ontology annotation, biological process: RNA splicing.